Molecule: messenger RNA, 1323 nt
Organism: Lagopus muta (rock ptarmigan)
Lineage: Eukaryota; Metazoa; Chordata; Aves; Galliformes; Phasianidae
Gene: TXNDC5
Product: thioredoxin domain containing 5
Exons: 10
Coding region: 74-1306 (410 amino acids)
Biological process (GO): protein folding
Cellular component (GO): endoplasmic reticulum
Molecular function (GO): protein disulfide isomerase activity
Source: RefSeq, a predicted model, not a curated record
GCGGCGGGCGGGCAGGGAGGGAGGCGGCGGCGGCCGCCCGGGGCUUUUCGCUGCUCGCUGCCUCGUCGCUGCCAUGGCUUCGCUGCGCUCCGGCCCGGCCUGGUGCCGCCUGCUCGCCUGGGCCGCGCUCGGCCCCGUGCUUUGCGGAGGGUCGGUGCGGGCCGAGCCGGAGCCGGAGGCGGACCCGCACGCGCGGCACCUCUACAGCGCCGAGAUGCUGCGGCACGGCGCCGCCGCCGCCCCGCACUUCGUCAUGUUCUUCGCCCCGUGGUGUGGACAUUGCCAGCGUCUCCAGCCAACUUGGAAUGAUCUGGGAGAUAAAUACAACAACAUGGAAAACCCACAGGUCUAUGUUGUUAAAGUGGAUUGUACUACAGACACUCCUCUGUGCUCUGAAUUUGGCGUCCGAGGAUACCCUACUUUAAAGCUGCUUAAACCAGGACAAGAACCUCUGAAAUACCAAGGCCCUAGAGACUUCCAGACGCUGGAAAACUGGAUGUUGGAAAAACUAAAUGGGGAACCAUCUGAUUCAGAAUCUACUGUGGAACCACCAAAAGCCCCUGAACCUAAGCAGGGAAUGUAUGAACUCUCAGCAGACAAUUUCAAGACGCACAUAGCAGAAGGUAAUCACUUCAUCAAAUUCUUUGCCCCUUGGUGUGGUCACUGCAAGGCUUUGGCCCCAACUUGGGAACAGCUGGCUCUGGCCUUUGAACAUUCAGAAACUGUAAAGAUUGGCAAGGUCGACUGUACCCAGCAUUAUGAGGUCUGCUCUGAAAAUCAAGUUCGUGGCUAUCCUACACUCCUCUGGUUUAGGAAUGGUGAAAAGGGUGACCAGUACAAAGGGAAGAGGGACUUUGAUUCCUUGAAGGAGUAUGUGGAUUCCCAACUACAGAGCUCUGGGAAAGAACCACCAGCAAGUAAACCCACAGAAGCCCCACAGCCACCUGCAGAACCCACCCAGGCUGAGCAGGCUACAGUGCUUUCUCUCUCUGAAAAAGACUUUGAUGAAACCAUUGCUAGGGGAAUCACCUUUAUUAAAUUCUAUGCUCCAUGGUGUGGUCACUGUAAGAACUUGGCUCCGACUUGGGAGAGCCUUGCCAAAGAGCAAUUUCCAGGUUUGACUGAUGUCAAAAUAGCAGAAGUAGACUGCACUGUAGAACGUAACGUCUGCAACAGAUUUUCUGUACGUGGAUAUCCUACGCUUCUGCUUUUCCGAGGUGGAAAGAAAGUCAGUGAACACAACGGGACGAGAGAUCUGGAAUCACUGCAUAGCUUUGUUUUGCGUCAGGCAAGGGAUGAGUUGUAAUAAAAGUCUCAAUGCUC